Xiphophorus hellerii (green swordtail) is the source of this 2760-nucleotide messenger RNA. RefSeq names its product microspherule protein 1 (gene mcrs1). The transcript has 14 exons. Lineage: Eukaryota; Metazoa; Chordata; Actinopteri; Cyprinodontiformes; Poeciliidae. The coding region runs from base 185 to 1585 and encodes 466 amino acids. Gene Ontology annotation, biological process: positive regulation of transcription by RNA polymerase II. Gene Ontology annotation, molecular function: G-quadruplex RNA binding; protein binding. Gene Ontology annotation, cellular component: MLL1 complex; Ino80 complex; NSL complex. The record is from RefSeq and is a predicted model, not a curated record.
GCCAAACCGUUUCUCCAAAUAGAAAACCAGGAAGAAAACAUGAAUGUAGCCGAGCGGCUAAUGCUAACUAGUUGGACGUUAAAUGUUUCAAGGUAGUUCUGAAAAAGAGAAUUAAUUAAGAAUAAAUUGAACUUGGGAUUUAUAAGGGACUGACACCGAGCUACAUAUAAAAGUGAAUGAAGAGAUGCAGGCUGGUGACCCAGGGGUCGGCGCAUCAGUGGGGGUGUCUGGUGUUCAGAGCCGGUCGGAGGAUGAAGAGUCGCUUGUUGUGAAAGAUGUGAAAAGGACAGCAACGCAAGCAUUUGGAGUCGGUGUUCCCAAGAGGAGAAGUUCAUCCAGGUCAAUAAAAAGAAAGAAGUUUGAUGAUGAGCUGGUGGAGAGCAGCCUGGUGAAGUCGUCCAGUCGAGUCAAAGGGCCUCCUGUCAUGGAGCCUAUUCGCUGUUUGGGCAGUGAACCUUCGCCUAUAGAAAAGAAAAGGGUGACAAAAUCAGGAACUGCUCUCACUCCGCCUCUCGCCGUGAUGUUAAAUCCCUCACCUCUGCCCAAAAGAGUGAAGAAAACCAAGCAGCCUUUAAAUAUGACUAAAGAUCUGGGACGCUGGAAACCCACAGACGACCUUCUGCUAAUAAAUGCUGUGCUGCAGACUAGUGAUCUAACUUCAGUUCAUCUGGGGGUGAAGUUCAGCUGCCGCUUCACCUUGAGGGAAAUUAAAGAGAGGUGGUACGCUUUGCUGUACGACCCCGUCAUCUCCAAGUUGGCAUGGCAGGCCAUGCGGCAGCUUCACCCAGAGGCAAUCGCAGCAAUCCAAAGCAAAGCUCUGUUCAGUCAGGGGGAACAGGCGCUGCUGGCCAAGAUUGGCUCAACCAGUCAGCCUAAAAUGGACGUUUUCCAGGAGGUUCUGAGCAAACACCCGGGCAUCUUUCACCCGUCUCGCACCCCCAAGAGCCUGAUGGUUCACUGGCAGCUGCUGAAGCAGUACUACCUGCUAGACGACCAGAGCGUUCAGCCCCUUCCUAAAGGUGACCAAGUCCUCAACUUCUCUGAUGCAGAGCAGAUGGUUGAUGAUGUGAAAUUAAAGGACAGCAGAGACGAGGUGUUGGAACACGAGCUGAUGAUUUCAGACCGUCACCAGAAACGGGAGAUUAGACAGCUGGAGCAGGAGUUGCCUCGGUGGCAGGUUCUAGUGGACAGCAUCACAGGGAUGAGCAUGCCCGACUUCGACAAUCAGACACUGGCAGCGUUACGAGGAAGAAUGGUGCGAUACCUCAUGAGAUCAAGAGAGAUUACACUGGGCAGAGCGACGAAGGACAAGCAGAUAGAUGUAGAUCUGUCACUAGAGGGACCCGCUUGGAAAAUAUCCAGAAAGCAAGGAAUAAUUAAACUGAAGAAUAAUGGAGACUUCUUCAUAGCUAACGAGGGCAGGCGACCCAUUUACAUCGACGGCAGACCGGUGCUGUCAGGCAACAAGUGGAAGCUAAACAACAACUCAGUGGUGGAGAUCGCAGGCCUUCGCUUCGUCUUCCUAAUAAACCUGGAGCUCAUCUCACUGAUCAAAGCUGAAGCUGCUAAGAUGACACAGCAGUGAAAGGCCAAGAAGAAAAGGACUCACAAUAGCCGUGACCCUCAGUGCGACUCUUUAACAGACUAAAUCCUGGAGCAACGUGUUUAAUGUGCUGUGUGGAUAUUUUAUUUGUAAUGCUGACACCCACGGUUCAGUCCUGCUGUGUCCAGUUUUUCAGAACGUUGUAUUUAAAUUCUCACACCAAGCUUUUUUAAAAAAUAAUAAACUUGUUUACCGUAUGUCCUAUUUUGUGUUUUAGUGCAUUUAAGAGUCAAAUCUGCAUCUGAAAGAAUAAUUUCUUUGGGUUUGCUCAGUUUACCUCAUAUCACAGUUUAGUGGUAAGAAUUUCUAAAUAGUUGACUACUCUUUAUGUUGUUCACACAAUAUAAAUAGAAAUAAUCAGGACUCAAAAAUUAUCCAAAGGUCUUAAUAGAAGCAAAAAUAAGAACCUUUCCAGCUACAAGCCGUCGUUAGUCGAAACAAAUCCCAAUUUUGCCCUAAUUAGAGCCUUUGGAGAUUUUUGGAGCACUAGUUUAUUUCCAUUUUUUGUGAUUCUUCAGAAACAGGUAAUCAUUCACUCUUCUUUCUUUUUAUCACAUUGGAGUUGUGUGCACUGCCCCCCUCUUGUUCAUACAAUAUUAGCAAUCACAUUUCCUUUGUUAGUUUACUGUUUCUCUAACUAUUUUGCUAACAACUCGUCUGAUCUGGAGCUAAAGGAUUGCUCGUUUAAGACUAGCAAGACUUUCUGCUAACCAUCAAAAACAUUUUCAAAAUUUGGGUUUAAGAUAUGUUAUUUCUUUAUUUGUCCCGUUGAUAUAUAAUCAAAUCCCUUUUCCCUGUCAUUGGAAACAUUUGUGCCUCUUGUGUAAUUAUCAUGAGAACCUGGCUUCAGGUCACUUGUGCACUUCACCACUUGGGGGCGCCACAGAGACUAAGAGAAAAUGGUUGAAUGAAGGUAUUACUGUACCGUCAUAGUUUAAAUCCCAGGUUUUAAUGUGCAGGUUGGGACAUUUCUCUGCAUAAUUUAUUUAUUUAUUUUACUUUGAAGGUAAAAUGAACCCAUUCUAGCUUUAAAUAUAACUAUUUUGCAACUUGAGUGCUUUACAAACUAAUAUUUAUAGACUAAAUUGGAAUAAUACACACCUCAAUGGGAGAAAUGUAUUAUGAUUUGUAAAUAAACACAUUUUCUCUUAAUUUGA